GAUCAGGAGCGCGCCGCUCGCUCGCUCGCUUCCUCUCUCGUCAGUCAGUCGCUCCGUCGCGCUCUUCUGUGGAUGCAACACUAUCCAGACGCUGGCACGCGAACAUCAAACAAACCCAAACAAUGACAUUAUCUGCAACGACACGACAGAAACACACCAUUAUCUGACCAACUGAACCGAUUCCGCGCAUCUUUUCUGCUCGCUGUUUGCCGCCUCAUUCCAGCCUUGCGCCCAGAGGCUUGUGUAGCACCAUGAUGCUCAGCAGCUCAGUGGACGUACCCAGCCCAGGCGGGAUGAGCGCGGUGGCGGCCCGGAACGUGGUUCGCAGUUCCAGCAUCAGCGGCGCCAUGUACAGCCUGGAGAAGAGCCCCAGCAGCACAGGGCCUGACGCCACGGGCCUGGCCGGAAACAAGAAGCGACGCUCCAGCCUGGGAGCCAAGAUGGUGGCUAUCGUGGGUCUGUCACAGUGGAGCAAGAGCACACUGCAGCUCAACCAGCAAGACGGUGGAACGAAGAAGCUGCGCAGCACCAUCCGGCGGAGCACAGAGACGGGUAUCGCUGUAGAGAUGAGGAACCGUGUCACACGGCAGGGCAGUAAGGACUCAACAGAUGGCAGCACCAACAGCAACAGCUCUGAUGGGACGUUCAUCUUCCCCACAACUCGCCUUGGCCCCGAGAGCCAGUUCAGUGACUUCCUGGACGGUCUUGGUCCCGCUCAGAUCGUGGGGCGGCAGACAUUAGCCACACCGCCAAUGGGUGAUGUUUACAUUGGUGUGGUGGAUAGAGGAGGUCAGUUAGAGGUCGAGAUCACGCAAGCCCGAGGUCUGACCCCUAAACCAGGCUCAAAGAACAUUCCAGCAACAUAUAUAAAGGUUUAUGUCCUGGAGAAUGGAAUGUGUCUCGCUAAGAAGAAAACCAAAGUGGUGAAGAAAACCCUGGAUCCAACCUUCCAGCAAUCCCUGAUGUUUGAUGAGAGCCCGCAGGGGAAAGUGCUACAGGUGAUCGUGUGGGGCGAUUACGGCCGCAUGGACAGCAAGUGUUUCAUGGGAAUGGCUCAGAUCCUCCUGGAUGAUCUCGACCUGUCAUCAAUGGUGGGCGGCUGGUACAAGCUCUUUCCCACCUCCUCUCUGGCGGACCCCAGCAUCGGCCCCCUAACACGCCGACUGUCCCAGUCCUCACUCGAGAGCGCCACCAGCCCCUCGUGCACCUAGACAAAUCCACGUCCCCUUCUAAAUUCGCCCGUCUUCUCUAUCUCUAUGUUUGUAUCUUUGUUCAAUAUACCCCGCCACCAACCCCAAACGCAUGAACACACAGCCAACUCGCACGGAGCUGGAACGCUGCUCUUUACUGAUUCAGAUAUUAAGAGCUGGAUACAAAUCAGGCGUGACAUAACACACACACACCCUCGCAGAUGGAUAUGGGUGUAACCAGCAACAUGCAGCCGUAGGAUAGUCAAGAAUCUGAAUCAGUCAUGGCUAGUUACAUGCAGAUCCAUUGUCCACAGGGGCAUUUAAUAAAAAUAUUCCUGACAAUGUAGCAUUCGUGUUGACGUCACGUCACACAGGAAGCAGAAUGGGUUCUCCAAGACUAGUAGUUCCCAGACCCUCAAGGGUCAGUCAUUUCUCUAUGCCAAACCCGAACAAAGUUUUAUUUUUUAAAAACCAAAGCAAUUCUUAUUAUCUGUAGUGCUAUAUUAUAGAGUAUGGAUAUGUAGCAGAGUCAGUGACUUAGAUGAAAUGCAAAAAACAAAAACGUGUUAGAAAAACUCGUAAGGUGCGGUCACAUUAGUGAAAUUUAGGCGAAAUUUUCCGAAGUCGCUUUCAAACCGAGCAACUUUUGGCGCUGCAAUUUCGACAAAAUCUGCGUCACAUGGAAUGACGAGAAUUCGCCUGAGAAAUUUCGCAGAGUAACGUUAAAUGUGAUCGCACCUCUAGACUACAUACACAAUUAAACUUUUAAAGGGCAGGGUUUUACUCCACAUGUCAGGUUAUUUAUUAGAAAUGCACACGAUUUCUGUCGCAUAAAGUAGCGUAUUAUUUUUUUUCGUUUUCGGAGAGCUGAAUAAAUAAAUAUAUAGAUCGAUAUUUGUGUUUAUGUAUUAAUCGACUGCAUUCUGCACGUUAACUAGCAACCCUUGUUGAGCAAAAUAUGUAAAGUGCUAUUUUAAGCUUGCCUUUAAAAUUACGUAGACUUAUAGACGGUAGGUUAUUUAUUUUGCUAAUGUUUCAAUCUCACGUUUUGUCUGAACAACACCGUCUGCACCGAGCUGCAGACGUACGAACCCUCCGAAGGAGAACCAACUGUCCUGUUAAACCAGCAACCCUCAUACACAGCUGCAUUGUGGGAUACGCCAAACAAGCGAGAAAACUUUUCUUGCAGCAAGUAGCGAAGAUUUCUGGGAAGUUGGAGCCGCACUAGACUUUACCGCCUCAAGUAGUUUUGGGUUUCUUUCUACCAGCAUUUGGAACUGUUAAAGGCCUUUCCCAUUUCCUGUAACUCUCAGGAGGUCACGCUGAACAAAACACACACACGCACGCAACAAUAUGAGGACUGGUGAUGGGGUCGCUCUCUCAACAGGAUCUUGAAGCCCACAACAAAUGGUAUUCUGUAAACUCCUGGACACUUGUUUUGGUCUUUGAACUUCACCAUUGUGACUAUUCCUGUCCAAUCAGCAGUCUUCUUUAGCUUCGUCUCUGAAGCUGAGAUGGUUUCUUCAGUUGAUCUUCGGUGUUAUGGAGACUUGUGGGAAAAAAGCAGCACUGUAGGUAAAAAAACUAAGUAUUCAUUCCACUCCUGUCAGCCUCCUAGAUUUGUUUUCUUAGCUCCUCUGAAUAUAUCAGAGCCGGAGAAGGUAUCUUACAUAUCACAGUAACUCUGUACCAUCAUUUUAUUCACAUCAAAUCUACUCCAGAUUCAUAUGUGACAUCGUCAGUAAGAAACAAAACAGUAUUCAUUUCUAAAUUCCCAUAUGGAUCAUUUGCCAUAAGAAAUGUUUAGAAUUUAAUCUGUUCAAACUCUCUUUGAUGGAAACGCACAAACUCUCUAAUUCUCUGGUUUGCAUCAUGCUGGUGUUGAUAGAUCUGCUUUUACAGGCAGAUUAUGAGACCGUCAGCAUACCGUUUCAUCCGAUUUAUCAUUUUCAUCAGCCUUUGAAGUACUUUCGUAUUGUGUUUUGUACAUGCCGUUUUUUCUAUCUGCAAAUGUCACUGCUACUCCAAUCAAGAUGUACAGCACAAAAUAUAUGAGCAUUUCUCUGGAUGUUUAUAAGAAAGUGUGCCUCACAUUCCAUACUUUCAAAAUCUCUUUUUGUCUUUAUUGUUUUAUAAAUUAUCCUACGCCAGUUUUUCUCAACUGGUUUGGCCAUUGGACUUACAUUUUCAAAUGGUCAUCAAACCCACUUUUUUAGGAGAUAUAAUACAGAGUGUUUUCACUACGCAUCAUCAAUCGGCCAUAUUGGCAGCACAGAAAUGUCAACAAUUCCACUGAACCGAACAAAACUUGCAUAUUUUGCUGAUUAUUGCUGCUGAAAAUGGUCAAUUAUUGUCACGUUUUGGGCUGUACUAAUCGGUCGGACUAGGAAAAACAUCUGGAGUACUACAGACUGCCAAAAGUUAUAACAAAUCAAGGAGAAGAGUGCAAAAAACUGUCUGAGGAACAAAAGGCGUUUGGCCAAACUAAAUCAGGAUUUCCAAGGCAAGAAUCUUGACCACAUUUGUGUUGCUCUUAUCAUUUCUGGUCAGGUAGGUGAAAUAUUAGGCUAAUAUCUUAAUUAAUACUGCUCAUACGUAUCUUUACCACUAAUUAACUUUAGUUUGCCAAAAUAUUUCGCCCUUUCCUGCUUACUAAGUCCUUCUCUAGAUGAUUUAGCAGUUUUUUCCAUGGUUUAGACAGCAUAAAUUAGCAGAACGACAUAUUCAGUAGUACAUUAACCUUGAAAUCCAUGAUGUUGUUUAUAUCGGAGUAUCGCCAGUAUGGCCGCGAAUCCGGGUAACUGAAAUCGUGACGUAAAUGCAAAACCUUAAUAACAUCUGACAAGACAGGAUAGAUCGUUUUCUAAGGUGAGAGACUUUUUUAUUUCGUAACAAUUUACGAAAAUAACGAUAGAAUAAUGACGCUGACAUUAAGCCUCACAAAAUCUCAUCUGACCGCUGAUACUGAAUCGGGAUAGCGCGCAGUCCAGAAAUGUCAACACUCCGCUUCCACACACGUCUUUCAAAAUAAAAAUCUUGCAUCAGAAAAACAUUUAGUUUACAUUUAAUUACGGGCUAUUGUUGAUGCUGUUUUUUUGACUGUACACUCUGCAACCCGCAAGUUGAGAAACACUGUCCUAGGCCAUUCCUCAAACUUUACAUGCACACCAUUUCAAUGCAUCUGGGAAAAUGUAGAUUCUAUAAAACGCUUAUUUAUUACAAUGAAUGGUCAUGUUUGCAUACAGAGAUUUAUCUUUAGGUCCUGAGGAACAUUUGGUCAUUAUUUGAUUAGAAAUCUUUUCUCUGUUCAUUUAGAUGUUUUGCUUCACAAAGAAUCUUUAAGGACAAUUUCAAGUUUUAUUGCUAAAAGUCAUGCACACUAAAAUUUGCAUUUUAAUUGUUUCUAAAGUAAAGUUGCACCAAAAAAACAGGUCUUUACACUUUCUUAUUUUCAUCUGAAACUGCAAAAUGUUGCAUUUUACCCAUGCCAGUCAUCUCACAAUUGACAUAUUUAGAAUAUUUUACUGUUCAAGCUCGGAGGUUUUGCCUUUAAGCAUACAAAAUGAGUUUCUGCUACCUUUCACAUACAUGUCUCGCUUCUUUUGUAUUUGCACAAGUUUGAUUGUGUUGCACCUUUCUCUUUUCCACUAACAGACAAAUGUCUGUACAUUAAAUUAGGAACAAAAAAUGACUUCUUAAUUGUAACUUAAAAUGAAAUUGUAUUACUGUACUGAAAACAAAUUGUAUUUGCAGCUGAAUGUUUGUCCUUGGUAAACACAUAUGAAAUGACUAUUAGAUAUUGAUAUUUUUUCUAUGUAAUUUUACGUACUUGGGAAUUUGGGAUAAUAUACAUGUCCCUUUACUGUACAAUGAAGUAGUUACAAAAUCUUACUGGUCUUGCAUUUUUGCAAAAUGAAAAGAGUCUGAAUGCAUGAAUAUUUGUACUGUACUGCUCUAUUUUUUCAGGUGUAGUGGAUGGAUGUAGUUUGUUGCAGUUCAUAGCUAAACCAAAUGCAAAAUUGACAAAAAAUAACAAAAAAAAUUAGAUUUGCAGCGUCCGGAUUUCUGCGGUUUGGAUGCGUUUUGAUAUUUUAUCAUGGAAUGAGAACGAGCAGAUCUGUUUUGUUCUGACAGUAAUCAGAUACAGCUAUCAAAUGCUUCUGUGAUGUGUUGAUAAUCUGUAAAUACAAAUCCCUAAGUAUGAUGUUGUAAUUUCUGAAUAAGAUACCAGAAAAGUGGCUGGCAUCUGGUUGGUUUAAAUGCUUGGUGUUGAACUACGUCACGCUUUUAUAUGCGAGACCACUUCAUGCUUUUCAGUUCAUACUUGGUGAAGUCUGAGGAGUCUUUUUCUGGCAGUUUUAUGGCAUGCGCAGUUUAUGUGUGAGUGUAAGUAGGUGACACCAGCUUGACUGGGGAAUGAUCUUAAUACACUGAGAAUACAGAUAUCAAUAUCAACAUGAUGUAAGCUGAAUAAACCUGACAGAGCGUUUCUGUAUGGGCUCAUAGCGGAAACAGCUGGAUGUGGUCAACCUGGUAUUCAUGCUUACUUUUUUAUUUGCAUUCAGAAAUGAACAGUAGAUUGUAAAACUGAGAAUGAUGUGUGAAUCUGGACAUUUAUAUUAUGAGAUUUUGCUUCGUCAGGUACUGUAUGAUGUAUAUAAAUUCUAUAAAUGUUGACAGAUUGCUUUAAUUUCAAAUAGGAAUGUAAUCCCUUUAUAUCUUUCUGGGCCUUUUAAAGGAAUAGUUCACCCAAAAUGAAAAUGUACUCACCUUUCAGGCCAUCCAAGAUGUAAAUUAGUUUGUUUCUUCAUCACAACAGAUUUGCUCACAAAUGGAUCCUCUGAGGUGAAUGGGUGCCGUCAGAGUGAGAGUCCAAACAGCUGAUAAAACAUCACAGUAAUCCACAAGAAACUCCAGUCCAUCAAUUAACAUCUUGUGAAGUGAAAAGCUGUUUGUUUCUAAGAAACAAACUUAUCAUUAAGGCAUUUUAACUUAGUCCAUUAUCCUUGCUUGUAAGUUAGUAAUUCUGGACUGUUUUCACUGUAAACAGUGCUUGAUCUGUGCAUAUUUCUCUCCUUAAUCAGGUGAGAUGAAGAACGCUCGCAUUUUAGCUGGAAGCAAUGGUUUGAAGUUAAAAAUCAUCUUAAUGAUACAAACAUGCAGCUUUCAGCUUCACAAGAUGUAAAUUGAUGUGGCGUUUGGACUCUUAGUCUGACGGCACCCAUUCACUGCAGAAGAUCCACUGGUGAGCUCAAGUGAUGUGCUAAACUUAUCCAAAUCUGUUCUGAUAAAGAAACAAACUCAUCUACAUCCUGGAUGGCCUGAGGGUGAAUACAAUUUCAGCAAAUGUUCGUUUUUUGAGUGAACUACUCUUUGAAACCCAUGUGAAGUCUUUUUAUGAACCCCUAAUGCUGUUUUUGUUAAGUUUGUGAACAAAUAUAAAGAUUAAUGAGGAGAUAUCAAGCUUUUAUCUUAUUUUUGUAAAAUGAGUUAUCUUAUAGAGUGGUUUGUUGGAUGAAAGGCGAUGGCUUGUUUAUUGCCUUACUUGAGAGAUUAUUAUAAGGCUUAGAAAUGUUACUGAAAAGCCUUGGGUGUUUUGCUUUGAUAUCAUUAGUGAUACUAAAGUAUCUCUAACUUGAAUGUACGUAUUAAAUAUUUAAUCUUACUGUAUUAUAAAGCAUAUUUGGUUUACAGAGUGACAGAAUAACAUCUUUACCGGUAUGUGUUGAUGUUUAAAGGCUUACAUGAGCACAACAUCCCUGGUAUCUAAUUUAAUCUGUUUGCUCUCUCUAUUGAUUUGAGCAUUCAGUUUUCCUAGAUAUCAGUUGUGCUUAUAGGUGAGAUAUAACAUUAAGUGCAUGCCUGUUUUUAGUCAUUUACAUGAUUGAGAUUUGUAAAAUGAUCUGGAGAAAGUAAGCAUUGUAUUUUCUUUGCAGCAUGUUUGUGUUUAUUUUCUCAAAGAGCCAUGUGAUGUCUUAAAACUAAGCUCUAUUUUUUGUGAUUACACUUACGUAAGACAUUGAAUUCAAGAAAAUAAUAUGUAGUUUAUUUUAUUCGUAUUAUCUAAUUACAACCUUGAAUUUAUUCCACUUUUGGGUCGGACUUAAAAGACUGUCAUUGGCAAUUUAUUUUACAAAUGCAAAGACGGUCAUUUGUAGUCUGUUUUCUCGUCCAUGUAGCAAAGCUGUUAGCAGCUCCUUUGUUGUCACCAUAAAUCAGCCAUUCAUAUUAUUCAUGACAUUGUGAACAGCACAAGACACUGUUAGGACACACUCACCUUCUCAGACCGAGGUUUUCACCUUUCACAAGAAAUGUAGCUACUUUGAAAACGGUGCCCAGUUGGAUCCACUGUAUGUAACCCACUUCGGUUUAAGUCUUGCACUUUGAGAGAGCACGAUCAAAGAUUUAUCAGAGCAAGAGUAGCCCCCAAAACUUUUAGAAAAUGAUUUGAGCUGACAGUGCGCUGCUGUUUAGGAUAACAGAAUGGUAAAGAGCAGUACGGGGAAGCUGUAAUUUUAUACUUGUGCUUUGUAAAUGUUUUCUAUGUGCAGUAUUUGAUAAUGUAAAACUGGUAUUUUUGUGGUUUGUACGCUGCAGAACUGAUUAUUUAAGGUGCACGCAGUUUUGUAAGAAAAGGUUGGGAAAUUUUGACAAAAAAAUCAUUUUGACUGAAGCCUGUAUCUGCAUGCAUAUUGACUGCUGGAAGCUGGAGGUCAAUAAAUUUUAUUUGAAUCAUA
Molecule: messenger RNA, 7927 nt
Organism: Labeo rohita (rohu)
Lineage: Eukaryota; Metazoa; Chordata; Actinopteri; Cypriniformes; Cyprinidae
Gene: rims3
Product: regulating synaptic membrane exocytosis 3
Exons: 7
Coding region: 252-1211 (319 amino acids)
Biological process (GO): regulation of synaptic plasticity; positive regulation of synaptic transmission; regulation of membrane potential
Cellular component (GO): presynaptic membrane; cytoskeleton of presynaptic active zone
Molecular function (GO): transmembrane transporter binding; small GTPase binding
Source: RefSeq, a predicted model, not a curated record